UGGCCCAAAGUUAAAAUUAUGUUUAACGGAGAAAAGCAACUAUAACCGGCAAAUAUUUUGUAUUUUUCCAUCCGAAUUUUGAAAGAAAUUUAGCUGAAGCGCAACUCUCGACCGAAUGAAUCGAACUACGUUACCCGGCAGCGCUUUCCGGCGGCGGAGCGGAAGACGCGGAGUUUGAGCCAAAAUGAGGGAAAAUAAGAACAUGUCCGAGUCCCCCUCUCAAGCGGGAAAAGAAAUACCGGCGAAAAAACAAAAACUAAGCAGUGACGAGAACAGUAACCCCGAUUUAUCAGGAGACGAGAAUGAUGACGCUGUCAGCGUUGAGAGUGGGACCAACGCGGAGCGCCCAGACACACCAACUAACACUGCCAACGCCCCGGGCAGAAAGAGCUGGGGCAAGGGCAAGUGGAAGUCCAAGAAGUGCAGAUACUCUUUUAAAUGUGUCAACAGCCUGAGGGAGGACCACGGCCAGCCGCUGUUUGGAGUCCAGUUUAACUGGCACAGCAAGGAGGGAGACCCGCUGGUGUUCGCCACAGUCGGGAGUAACAGGGUAACUUUGUAUGAAUGUCACUCUCAGGGAGAAAUAAGACUCUUGCAGUCUUACGUUGAUGCAGACGCAGAGGAGAACUUCUAUACGUGUGCCUGGACCUACGACACCAACACGAGUCAUCCCCUGCUGGCUGUAGCCGGUUCCCGGGGUAUCAUUCGGGUGAUCAACCACAUCACAAUGCAGUGCAUCAAGCAUUAUGUGGGUCAUGGAAAUGCCAUCAAUGAGCUCAAGUUUCACCCGAGGGAUCCAAAUCUCCUCCUGUCUGUCAGCAAAGAUCACGCCCUUCGUCUAUGGAACAUACAGACAGACACAUUAGUGGCAAUAUUUGGCGGUGUGGAAGGUCAUCGAGACGAAGUCCUGAGUGCCGAUUUUGAUCUCCUGGGUGAAAAGAUCAUGUCGUGUGGGAUGGACCACUCCCUAAAACUUUGGCGGAUCAAUUCAGAGAGAAUGCAGAAAGCCAUCCGUGGAUCUUACGAGUACAACCCCUCGAAGACCAACAGGCCUUUCGUCUCGCAGAAAAUUCACUUCCCUGACUUCUCAACGCGAGACAUCCAUAGAAACUAUGUGGACUGUGUGCGGUGGCUGGGAGACCUUAUUCUUUCCAAGUCCUGUGAGAACGCCAUUGUGUGCUGGAAACCAGGAAAGAUGGAGGACGACAUCGAUCACAUUAAGCCGAAUGAGUCGAACGUGACGAUUCUGGGACGCUUUGAUUACAGCCAGUGUGACAUUUGGUACAUGCGCUUCUCCAUGGACUUCUGGCAGAAGAUGCUGGCUUUGGGAAACCAGGUGGGGAAGCUCUAUGUCUGGGACCUGGAAGUGGAAGAUCCUCAUAAAGCAAAGUGCACCACGCUGACCCUCCCCAAGUGCAUGUCGGCCAUCCGGCAAACCAGCUUCAGCCGCGACAGCAGCAUUUUGAUAGCGGUGUGUGACGACGCGUCGAUCUGGCGCUGGGAUCGACAGCGCUGAGAGGUUCUGAAAGACAGAAGUUUGGUUCCUGUUGCUCCCCCCCACCCCCCACCCCCAACCUGUUUCCCUGUUGUUCAGAUCUACACUGCAAAAAAGUGACCGUUUGAACAUUUUUUCUUGUUUUUUUUUUUUUUUUUUUUUGGGUCUAAAAUUACUGUAUUUCCUUAAAAAAACAAAAAAACAAAACAAAAAAAAAAAGGCGAGAAAUCGUGCCAAGGCGAGAUGAUCUUGUGCUCCUGCAGCCAAAGGAGUUCGUUUUCAUUUCCUGUUCGUCUGAUGGCGGGAUUGUUGAGAGAGAGAGAGAAAAAAAACUGAGAUUUCUAAGAAGUUUAAGGACAAGGUUGACUUCAGAACAAGGAACAGAACAUCAGUCUGACGAUCUGAGGGAUUGUUGGUAUCUCGGCCACCUGGCAGGUUUCUGUCACUUGCUGUAGAGAAAAAAAACUUUUAAGACGCAGAUGAAAUGACUAAAUAUGGAUUUUUUUUUGUUUGUUUUGCGUGUGCCAUAUUUUAUAUCCUUUUAGUACACACAAAACAAAACGGAAGCUAUUUUCCCCCUUUUUUCUUCAGUUAUUCUAACAUUUCCAACAUUCCUUUGCAUCUUUUUUAACACCCUCACCCCUCUUUGCUUCGAUUUCACCCCCAAGCCUCCCACCUCCACACACACACACACACACACUCUGACUGUUGUUGCAUCAUUUUACAGGUUGCCAUUGACAUUUGAGGCUUUAUCGAGUGCAGUCAAUAAAAUGAUUUUCGUAAAUAUUAA
Xiphias gladius (swordfish) is the source of this 2285-nucleotide messenger RNA. RefSeq names its product embryonic ectoderm development (gene eed). The transcript has 12 exons. Gene Ontology annotation, biological process: negative regulation of transcription by RNA polymerase II. Gene Ontology annotation, molecular function: nucleosome binding; protein binding. The coding region runs from base 185 to 1516 and encodes 443 amino acids. The record is from RefSeq and is a predicted model, not a curated record. Gene Ontology annotation, cellular component: ESC/E(Z) complex. Lineage: Eukaryota; Metazoa; Chordata; Actinopteri; Istiophoriformes; Xiphiidae.